Messenger RNA from Oppiella nova, 871 nucleotides. The record is from the annotation of a GenBank genome assembly. NCBI's taxonomy places the organism in Eukaryota, Metazoa, Arthropoda, Arachnida, Sarcoptiformes, Oppiidae.
AUGCGAACGUUCUUAAGGUCUCAACCCCCUCCCCUCUCAUUCUUAAGACACCCCCACCCCCGAAGUGCCAACGAAAUCUGCGAAUUCGAGCAACAAAUAGUACGAUCAAUUGCCCAGGGUACGGACGAGUACAACAUGGCAUUGAUUAGUGGCAAAUACAUUCAAAGUCCAAACCUGAUGUCCGGAAGUAAUGCAUCGAAACUCAAAUUAGACAAAACGGUUGACUUCAAUGCCAUUAAAGUGUAUUACAUGGAGGGACACAAUAACCCGGGUAUAAGUCCACUACAACCAGAAGUCAGACAAUCAUUAAACCAAUGCGUCGACUAUUUGCGUAAUAAAUGCCGAGACUGUGAGCGCAUAUACCUUAAGGAACUGGAGUUCGGCUUUGAUAUAUGGAUGUGCGCUAUGACUGACCCGACGGCACCAGCACUCGAGCAGGAGUUGGUUAACUUGAAGGGACGGAUCAACCCAUACGUUGAAUUAGUGAAGUCUUUGUUAGGUGUGUCUAACAUAACCUUCCCGUCGAUUAUCAGUUGUUUCGAUGACUUGAUUACCGGUCUAUCGAGUGAACACGUGUUUGUAUACCCAGGUCAUCCGGAAACAGCGCCUAAACAUAACGGAACGGUACUUAAGGUGAAGAACAUAUCGUAUACCUGUGUGUUCAACACACUGGAUGUGGCCAUCACUUCAGUGCCGUUAGGGCUGUCCACUGAAGGCCUACCCAUCGGUGUGCAGAUCAUUAACAACCCAUUCAACGAUCACUUGAGUAUAGCCGUGGCCGAGGAACUGGAGCGUAGGUUCGGUGGUUGGACUCCACCCGCGGCUAUCAUUUGUUAGUUAUGUUAUUAUACAAGUUAUCUAGCACAUAAAU